Molecule: messenger RNA, 524 nt
Organism: Oryzias latipes (Japanese medaka)
Lineage: Eukaryota; Metazoa; Chordata; Actinopteri; Beloniformes; Adrianichthyidae
Gene: il17a/f1
Product: interleukin 17a/f1
Biological process (GO): inflammatory response
Cellular component (GO): extracellular region
Molecular function (GO): cytokine activity
Source: RefSeq, marked provisional
UCGGGACCUGAGAGGAAGAAGAUUAACAGCAUGUUUUCAGCAACCAGCUUCUGCAAAGAGAUGGGGAGAGGUCAAAAGGCUCCUCUGGCCUUGAUGAUGAUGAUGAUGAUGAGGAUGAUGGUGACCGAGGCGGCAGCCGUGCCGAAGGCGUCAAAGACGGUCCCGCUGCUGUUGGACCCCAGCGCUUUGGUUCCCACCAGGAUCAUCCGUCCGCUGCAGAACGUCUCCAUCUCGCCGUGGACGUACAACACCUCCAGCGACAGCUCCCUGCUGAUGCCGGCGCUGUCCGAGGCCCGAUGUCUGCUGCGGGGCUGCCUGAACUUAGAGGGGAAGGAGGACCUGAGCCUGGAGUCCAGACCCAUAAUGCACCAGGUCCUGGUGCUGCGCCGGGUCAGGGCGGCGGGCCACAGCUACGACUACCACCUGGAGUCACGCCUCAUCGCGGUGGGCUGCACCUGCGUGAAGCCCGUCGUUCAAGUCCAGCAGUGAGAACCACAGAGACUCACUUCCUGCCGGAAUCAAAC